AUGCCUUAUAAAAGGAAUUAUAUUUUAACGUGUGGUGCUAAAUGUGGAAUUGAUGAAAGCUGCAUGGGAAUUGAUAUUUGUGAUGGCAGGAUUUGCCGUCUUUGGAAUGCGACCUUUUACCCGAGCCUUUUGUCGAAUGAUUCAAACGGACUAUGCAAGCGGUAUAUUAAGGUCAUUCAGAGGCGGUUUGAUGGAUCGGUCGACUUUUACAGAAACUGGACCGAGUAUGAGAACGGGUUUGGUUCCUUACAAUCCGAGAUCUGGUUAGGAAACCAAUACAUUAACGAGCUUACAAAUGCUGGUUAUACUGUCCUGAGAAUUGAACUCACUGGCUUUAAUGGAGAGAUGAGGCAUAUAGAAUACAACUUUAACAUAGAAAACAAAACUAACGACUAUAGACUGCAUAUUUCCGAACGAAAUGUAUCUGGAAUAUAUAACUUAUAUCACAGUGACAGAGCAUUCUUCUGUACAUUUGAUAAAGACAACGACAACUGGAACGCAGCUCACUGUGCAGAUAUGUCAGAAAAAGCCAGUGGUUGGUGGCACUCGAAAGCUGCAUGGUGCACCGAUGGUAAUCUAAAUGGAAUAUAUAAGAACGAGUAUAUGAACUAUCAGCAGGGGAUUCAUUGGUUUGCAUGGGACGGACAAUGGACCCUCAAAGAGACCAAAAUGAUGCUCAGAAAACCCUAA
Molecule: messenger RNA, 690 nt
Organism: Magallana angulata
Lineage: Eukaryota; Metazoa; Mollusca; Bivalvia; Ostreida; Ostreidae
Product: angiopoietin-related protein 7-like
Exons: 4
Coding region: 1-690 (229 amino acids)
Source: RefSeq, a predicted model, not a curated record